This is a messenger RNA of Vombatus ursinus (common wombat), 1410 nucleotides long. It is a transcript of the gene POMK, whose product is annotated as protein-O-mannose kinase. The record is from RefSeq and is a predicted model, not a curated record. Lineage: Eukaryota; Metazoa; Chordata; Mammalia; Diprotodontia; Vombatidae. The transcript is spliced from 4 exons. Gene Ontology annotation, cellular component: endoplasmic reticulum membrane. Gene Ontology annotation, molecular function: protein kinase activity; ATP binding; carbohydrate kinase activity. Gene Ontology annotation, biological process: carbohydrate phosphorylation; protein phosphorylation; protein O-linked glycosylation. Bases 361 to 1410 code for a protein of 349 amino acids.
CAGAGCGCGCGCCCCGCGCUCCCUCUAAUCUGCUCGUGCUGCGGCUCCCCGGGGAUGAGCGGAGCGGAGAGGUUGUGCGUUCGCGAUGCUGCCUUGCGGCAGGGAGAGUCGGCCCUCCUGGUUUUUUCUACCUGCUUGGUGAAAACGCUUCGAUCCGAAAUGACAGCAUUCAAAGUACUGGUGAGAUCCCAUCAGAAAGAGGACCCUAAGAAGAGCCCACAAUUAUAAAGUGAGACUGGCCUUACCUGAGGAAGAAGAAUUUAAAACCUUCCUGGCACAGACUGCUCGAAUGGCAUGUGCCAAAUACCCAAAGAUGGUAAUGAAGAGACUCUUUGGAGAUGCCCUUGAGUACAGCAUUACAUGAAUACAGCAUUGCAUAGGAUAUGUACCCUGAAGACCUGUGGCCUUUCUGUUUUUUGUACGGUGUUGCCAGGAAGAGCCCAGGGAAGCACGGAAGAUAACAACAUGGAAAAGAAACUGCAGGGGAGUAAAAGAGGUUUUUCUCAAAGAGAAAUCCCCAUCCCACCAGCCGCGCUGCUACUGCUUGCGAUGGUCCUUAUGAACAUCCUCCUCUAUCUCUACCUUGAUCAUGUUUUCGUUUCUCCUCCGCCCUCUGGUGUGGAGGCCCGUCCAUGUCCCUUUGGUACCUUCCGUAUGGGACAGAUGAAAAAUUGUUCCCCUUGGCUAUCUUGUGAAUCCCUGAGAACAGGAGUCAGGAAGCUGAAACGUGUUGGGGAAGGAGCAGUGAAAAGGGUCUUUCUUUCUGAAUGGAAGGAACAGAAAGUUGCUCUUUCCCAGCUCACCAGUCCAGAGGUGAAAGAAGAUUUCCUCCAUGGUGUGAAGAUGCUGAAAUCCUUACAAAGCGAACACGUGGUCUUGCUGAUUGGCUAUUGUGAAGAUGAUGGCACCUUUCUUACCGAAUAUCAUCCCUUGGGUACUUUGAAGACCCUGGAAGAAACAUUAAAUCUCCCUAAAUAUCAAAGCCUGAACACUUGGCAUCACAGAUUGAAACUGGCGAUUAACUAUGUAAAUAUCAUUAACUAUUUACACACUAGUCCCCUGGGUACAUUGGUGAUGUGUGACUCAAAUGACUUAGACAAAAUGCUUUCCCAGUACUUGUUGACAAGCAGUUUUCGUAUUGUGGCAAAUGACCUCGAUGCCUUGCCUGUUGUCAACAAGAGUAACGGGACCCUGAUCAAAUGCGGCCACAGGGAACUUGUGGGGGAAUUUGUAGCCCCUGAGCAACUGUGGCCCUAUGGAGAGGAAACACCGUUUUAUGAUGAACGUAUGCCACCAUAUGAUGAGAAGACAGACAUCUGGAAAAUACCCGAUGUGGCCAGUUUUCUUUUGGGGCACGUGGAAGGGAGUGAUGUUGUCAGAUUCCAUUUGUUUGAGAUCCCCCAGGCAUGA